Molecule: messenger RNA, 765 nt
Organism: Arachis stenosperma
Lineage: Eukaryota; Viridiplantae; Streptophyta; Magnoliopsida; Fabales; Fabaceae
Exons: 2
Coding region: 1-765 (254 amino acids)
Source: RefSeq, a predicted model, not a curated record
AUGCCUCUUUAUGCUAAGUUCAUGAAGGAGUUAUUGUCUAAUAAGAGGAACUGGAAAGAGAGUGAGAUAAUGGUGCUAAUAAAGGAAUGCAGUGCCAUUUUUCAGCAGGAUCUUCCUGAGAAUAUGCAAGAUCCGGGGAGCUUUUUAAUUCCUUGCACCAUUGGAGACAUCACUAUUCAGAGGGCAUUAUGUAACCUUAGAGCUAGCAUCAACCUCAUGCCACUUUCUUUUAUGAGAAAGCUACAAAUUGAUGAGGUAAAACCCACUCGUUUUUCUCUUCAACUUGCUGACUGUUCAAUUAAAUUUCACUUAGGAGUUAUUGAGAAUUUACUUGUGAAAGUAGGAAAAUUUAUUUUUCUUGCUGAUUUUGUAAUACUGGUUAUGGAAGAGGAUAAAAAUGCCUCUAUUAUUUUGGGAAGACCCUUUUUAGCUACAGGAAGAGUCCUUAUUGAUGUGCAAAAGGGUGAAUUGACUUUGAAGGUCAAUAAAGAAAAGGUUGUCCUUAGUGUGCUUGAGGCUCUGCAACAUCCUAGUGAUUCUGAGGGAUGGGACGGUUUGCUUGAGAUUGAUGAUUUACCACCUCAAGAAAGGGAGCUACACGCCAUUAGUAAAGAGGAAGGGCCAUCGAAACUUGAGUUGAAGCCCUUGCCUCCCUCUUUGAAGUAUGCAUUUCUAGGCGAGCAUGAUUCUUAUCCAGUUAUCAUUAGCUCCUCCCUGCCACUGUAUACCUUCCGUCCAUCAGCUGCAGCUGUGAUGAGCGGAUAA